AUGGUUGCACUUUUUAAUGAUGAUCCUUUAGGUCCAUCCAAGCAGAAUCAGUCUUCAAGGUUUCAUCUCUUCUCUGAUUUUCCUAAGGAGAUACGCCUCUAUAUAUGGACUUUAUCUCUUCAUCAACACCGCUUCAUCCCGAUUUGUGUAAGCAAGACGGCUGGUCAAGACAAUGCAAGCCACCAUGAUCAAUCUCACUUUUAUUCUAAUCAUAAUGACCUGGGCAAGAUUAUCAGCGGUGGUGAUUACCACCUUUCUAUAAAUAAGCCCAUCUUAGAUACAACCAACCAGCUGUUUUAUACCACGAUAGAAGCAAGAUCAGUAGCACUAGAAUUCUACCGUAUUUGCCUACCUCUUGCUCGAGGUCAUAUUCGAAUCAACCCUGAGUAUGAUGUGUUGUUCUUGCAGGAUUGGGAUAAAGCUCCUCAAAUGCUCGCUGAUAUUCUUCAUGAUAUCAGAGCUUAUGAUCCAAAAGAUGAGGGCCUGAUGCAUCUGGCUCUAGCGGAAGGUUCAGGAGAUAGUUUAUUCGAUAAUCCACAUCCCUCUAAUAUACUCUCCGGACAUACUGAGAUGGUUGAUUUUGACUCCAACACGUCUCUAAACUCAUUUCAUGAUGAAACAAAGAUAGGGAUGCAACCAAGUAAUGAAGUGCCCUUUUACAAUGAAACACUGUCCUUUCUGAGAGAUGCGAGUCGAGAACGGCGUAAUCGCGGUAUGGGUUAUGGAACUUCACAUAUUUCUCAUCACCCUAUAGCCAUCGCAUCCCUCGUUGAUAUACUCAGUACCAAGCUUCGGUCAUUGUGGUGUGUUGAAAAAUUACUAUCUGACACAAGGAUCUACGACAAUAUAGGACCGCGGAUGGGAAGACCUCACUUAUCAGAGACUUGUCCGAUCAUGCCUUCCAUGAAACAAAUGGGUAGAUCCAGUAUCAACUUUGAGUGGUUGGAGAGCGAUCCGAGAUCAAUUCAACCAGAUUUGAAACAACUAGCUUUCUGGCGGGAUCCACGUCGAUUCUAUCAUAGCUGGUGCAUUCUGGAGGGAAUUCUGGGUGUACGGCAUAGAUCCGCUUUCGAUUUUUAUGUCUGCGUGUCAACACAAUUACCUCUUCAGGAAUGGGGAGAAGAUGUUGAGCAACAUGUGUCAAUAAAGUCUGGGGUGCGUCAGAUGGUUGACCGUCAUAGAGAAAUUGAGCUGGCUCAGUGGGAGGAAUCGCUUGAGUUUUACAAGAAUAAUCUCGGUAUGAAUAUCCCUAUGCAUGGCUUUCUGAGAGAAGAGGAGAGCUAUAAGGAGUUGGAAGAAAAUCCUUCAAUGGCUGUUGGCAUGUGGAUCUUUACUGGAAAGGCGUUUGGGCACGUCAAUGGAGGGAACAUCCGUGACGUAUACGGGAGGUUCAAAGAGCAUUUUGAGAUGUCGGAAGUCCCUGGGCUUGUAGUGUUUGACAUUUGA
Botrytis deweyae is the source of this 1446-nucleotide messenger RNA. RefSeq lists its product as uncharacterized. The coding region runs from base 1 to 1446 and encodes 481 amino acids. The transcript has a single exon. The record is from RefSeq and is a predicted model, not a curated record. Lineage: Eukaryota; Fungi; Ascomycota; Leotiomycetes; Helotiales; Sclerotiniaceae.